GAACGUUGCCAUUGUUUGGCGGGACGUGGGCAUGCUGAUUGUCCAGGGCAAGGACCUGAAAAUGAGCUUUUACAGGGACUUUCUGCGAAGGCUCAACGGGACUGACAAAGCCAUGGAAGCUCUUCUCAGGCUGCCAGAGAUGAGGGACUCGGUCAUCUCAGGCCAAGCCACUGCUGCUUCCCUGACCUCUUCUGGAGAUGUUCUCGUCCUGCCAGAGUACAAGCACGAGACCGUGCCUAGGACGGCAACGGUGAGAAUAGACCCGGCAGGACGUGUGACGGUUGCCCCAGGGCCAAAACCUGGUGCCAGUGGGCAGAAAGAGGAGAUUGCUCAGAUGCAGCUCCUUCGCUGGGCAAGCCUUCCUCCAAAGCGGAUUCCUUCAGGGCGUGUCAAGGCAGGGCAGGGACAGAAAGCUGGGGGCACGAAGCCUCGUGCCAGGCUGCUACCGGCCAUCCAGGAGAGCUCUGCCAAGGAGAAAAUGAAGGAGAAGGAGAGGGUGAAGGAGAAGGAGAAGAAGGUGAAGGAGAAGGAGAAGGAGAAGGAGAAGCAGAAGGAGAAGGAGAAGAAGAAGGAGAAGGAGAAGGAGAAGAAGGAGAAAGAGGAGAAAGUCCUUCCUUUGCUCACCAACAGAGUGGUGGACUUUGUUGCCAGAGCUAUUGAGGAGAGACAAAAGAAUAAACAGGCCAAGAAGAAGAAGCAGCUGCCACCUCACGUCUUGAAAUACCUGAAGGCAGAGGAGGCAAAGAAGAAGAGAGAGCUGGCAGAGAGCAGGAGAAGAAAGAGAAGCCAGUCAGCGACCCGAGGGAAGGCGAAGGGAGACCCGAAGACCAAGAGGGGCCAGCAAUCCAGUUCCCCGUUGCCAGCCGGGCGAUCAUCAGCCAGGAAGCCAUCAGCCCGGCAAUCACCAGCCGGGCGACCAGCAAGAAGGCAGCCAUCAGCCCGGCAGUCACCAGCCAGGAAAGCACCAGGCAGGCCAGCACCAGCCGGGCAGCCGUCAGCCAGGCAACCGUCAGCUGGGCAACAAUCAGCCAGGCCUCCAUCAGCCAGGCAGCCCUCAGCCAGGCAACCCUCAGCCAGGCAGCCCUCAGCCAGGCAACCCUCAGCCAGGGAACCCUCUGCCAGGGAACCCUCAGCCCGCCCUGCCUGUCCCAGGCAGAAGAGGGAUUGCGGAGCUGACCUCCUGGAGAGGAUGUUGGGGCAGCGGCAAGGGGCCAAGGGACAUCCAGGCAGGGUGCAGCAGGACAACCGUGUGCCCCCGAAGCGGAGCCUUUCCCCGCGGACACAGCGCGUCCUGCUGCAGGUGGUGACGUGCAUCCUGGGGCAGGUGGCCCGCAAGCGCAGGGGCCAGAGGGACGAGCAGAGGGAUCUGCAGGAGAAGCUCAAGUGCGAGCUGGCGGUGCUGCAGUGGAGCCGGGCGAGGGACGAGCCGCAGAGCAGCCAAGACCUGCAGGCAGCUGGAGCCCGACCCGCAGCCCAGGCUGGGCCAGGGCAGAGGAGCGCAGGAGCGGCACAGCCCCGCACCUGCACGGAGGAGGAGAGACAGAAGCUCUGGGACUCCUUGCGCAAGAAGUACCAGCAGAAGGCAAGGCAAAGGAAGAGAGAGCCAUGGAAGCCCUGAAGGCUGCAGAGAGCAGGGAGAGCCAUGGCAUGCCCAGAGCAGCCACCUGCCUCCUCCGGAAGGCAGAGGGAAGAGCCCAUUGCCCUGGUGCUGAGGAGGACUCCCUCAGCUCCUCAGCUCUGCGGCGCAGAUCCCGCCCGCGUCGGUGAGUGCCAGGAGAGCCCCGGGACACAGAGGCUGCCCAGAGAGAUGUCCAGCAGGAGCCUUCUCCAGCAGGGCCGGGCAGGCAGGCUGUGGGCAGCAGCACUUCCCGCUGUUGAGUAAAGUCUCGCUUGCAAACCACUGUGUCUGACUCUCUGGCUCUUUCCUUGGUGGCUGUGACAUUGUCACUCAGCAGUGGGUGAGCUUUGGUGGGGCAGGGCAAGGCCACUGCAGGCAAGAGGGCUGGAGGGCUCGGAGGGUCGCAAGAUGACCGACUUGGGCCAG
Molecule: messenger RNA, 2044 nt
Organism: Apus apus (common swift)
Lineage: Eukaryota; Metazoa; Chordata; Aves; Apodiformes; Apodidae
Exons: 12
Coding region: 32-1618 (528 amino acids)
Source: RefSeq, a predicted model, not a curated record